AUGGUCUUCUCGCCGUCCGGUCUACAGCCGGCUUCCAGAGAGGAUCUAGCCGGACGUUUUCUAGCGCUCGGCAGGACUACAGGCCACGAUAGCAUAGGCGCCGCCGUGCGCGGCGUUCCGGGUGCGGACGAGAAACGGCGUGCAAGUCUGCGUCGCGGGAUCCCUUCGCAGACGCCCGACAGGGAAGCCGAGGAUCAACGCACUUUCUCGGGCACCGGGGGUAGAGGCCUAAGCAGGACCCAGAAGGCGACGCCGUCAAACACAGAGCAGAAGGCAGCAGGUGGUCUUCGGAAAAAGGCAUCUGGCGUCGGCAAAGGGAAUGCGGCGCUGACGAAGCAGCUGUUAAACGACAUUAACGCCGGAGGGGAUCGCGAUCCACUUCAGGAACGACACCACAAGCAAUUUAUUCGCGACUGCGUCGAGUGCUUUACUUUCCACGAUGUUGAUAAUGAUGGAUUCGUUCCCACCGAGGAACUUCCCUGGAUGCUACGCAACCUAGGUCAAUUCUGGACCAUUGAGGAUCUCAAAGGCCUGGACACGAAGCUUAGGCACCAAGGGAUUUCGCAGCUCGAUGUCACUCAGUUCAUUGACCUUGUUGCCGAAGAGCAGGACCGAAGAAAGCUGAACGUCGGCAAGCUCGCGGAAGCGUUUCAUGUGAUGGACAGGUUAAACAAGAACAAUGUGGCACUGACCGAUCUGAGACAUUACAUGAAGAUUUUCGGGGAACGCAUGAGUGAUGACGACUGGAAGACACUGCUGAAAAUUACAAUCGACGUCAAGGAAGGAUACAAGGCUGUUGCAAUCAAACAGCCAGCUUUCCUGGAAAUGUUUGCUAAGUCCGUGGAAGAUAGCAUUUGA
Molecule: messenger RNA, 858 nt
Organism: Besnoitia besnoiti
Lineage: Eukaryota; Apicomplexa; Conoidasida; Eucoccidiorida; Sarcocystidae
Product: EF hand domain-containing protein
Exons: 1
Coding region: 1-858 (285 amino acids)
Molecular function (GO): calcium ion binding
Source: RefSeq, a predicted model, not a curated record